AUGGCACAAUCAUUCGCUGUGGUUGCUCUCCUUGUCUUCGCUUUUUGCUUCUCAUCUGUCUUGGCUGCUCGUAAGGCACCGACUGAUUAUCCUGAAGUUUUCACCGUUAUUGGCACAAUUUAUUGCGAUCCUUGCCACUUUGAAUUUGAAUCAAGGCUUAGCAAGCCCAUUGAAGGUGUUAAGGUGACUUUGAUAUGCAAAAAGGAAGAGGGUAACAAUGUGACAUAUGUGAAGGAGGCCACGACGGAUGACAAUGGUGUCUACAAAAUGAAUGUUGAUGGCGAUCACGAGGAAGAAAUUUGCGAAGUGAAUGCCGAUUCAAAUGGAAAGGGUGAAUGUACUUUGCCUAUGGCAAACAAAGGCGACAGGAUUGGUCUCAACAAGAACAUGGGUGUGUCUUCCUUGGUUCGUUUCGUUAAUCCCCUUGGGUUCAUGACUAAGACAAUUGAUAGUCAAUGUGGAUCGGUUGUCUCUGAAUUGGGUUUGGACAAACUCGAUGAUUAG
Messenger RNA from Vicia faba (fava bean), 504 nucleotides. NCBI's taxonomy places the organism in Eukaryota, Viridiplantae, Streptophyta, Magnoliopsida, Fabales, Fabaceae. The record is from the annotation of a GenBank genome assembly.